Molecule: messenger RNA, 1143 nt
Organism: Xylaria bambusicola
Lineage: Eukaryota; Fungi; Ascomycota; Sordariomycetes; Xylariales; Xylariaceae
Product: oxidoreductase
Exons: 3
Coding region: 1-1143 (380 amino acids)
Molecular function (GO): nucleotide binding
Source: RefSeq, a predicted model, not a curated record
AUGGCCCCGAUUCGCGUUGGUAUAAUUGGUUUACGACCGAUGCCAGAGGAUGGUUCGAAGAGAACAGCAGUCGGUUACUGGGCUGUGACGGCACAUCUCCCAGCAUUGAAAGCGCUACCUGAAGACUACGAGAUUGUCGCCGUAUGCAAUUCGAGCGUCAAGUCUGCCGAAACAGCUAUCAAACAAUACGGCCUGAAGCAAUCCACAAAGGCGUAUGGAAACCAAGACGAUCUUGCGAAUGAUCCGCUCGUUGAUCUAGUCGUUGUCUCCGUUGGUGUGGGAAAACACUUUGAGUUGGCGAAACCGGCUCUUGAGAAGAAAAAGAAUGUCUUUGUGGAGUGGCCUUUAGCUGUUGGCCUCGCACAGUCCGAAGAGUUAUCCAAACUUGCCACGGCCGCAGGUGUUCGUACAUCUGUUGGCGUGCAGGCUAGAGCAGAUCCGCUCGUGGUAAAACUCAAACAUAUCGUUGAGUCGGGGCAGAUCGGAACGGUCGUACACUCCUCAGCAUGGAUUUCUGCUAGCCUGUAUCCUAGUGACACAUGGAUGGAGAAGGGGGAAUACUUCCUUGAUCACAAAUCUGGCGGCAACAUCUUCUUCAUCUUCUUUGGUCACUUCCUCGACAGCUUCACACAUGUACUUGGCGAUUUUGCUGAGGUCCAAGCAACUCUGAAGUCAGCAGUUUCGAGCGUAAAGAUUUUCAACGCCGAGGGAGUGCUCGUUAAUCCCACAUACUCCAAGACAGGCGCAGACCAGAUACUUGUACAGGGAACACUCGAAAGUGGCGCUGUUGCGUCUCUGUCGGCGAAACAGUCGAAGACCGAUGUUGACGACGUCUCUUUCCGCUGGGUUAUCUCUGGAUCGGAGGGGUCGGCGGAGGUCAUCGUUCCCCAGGCGAAUUGGCAAGCUGGAGAGCCUAAGCGUACACUCAGACUUAAGAUAGGCGAUGAUGCGGUUACUGACGUAGAUUUCCUGGCCGGUGACGAAUUUGAGUCCAAGGUGCCAGCAGUUGCUGCCAAUCUAGCUCGCCAGUACCGCGCCUUUGCCAAGGGUGACUUGGGAACUGUUGCUACCUUCGAGUCAGCGUUAGAGACUCACCGGCUUCUCGACAGGAUUAUCAAAGCCGCUGGCUGGGAGUCCUAUUAA